This is a messenger RNA of Ectocarpus sp. CCAP 1310/34, 678 nucleotides long. Lineage: Eukaryota; Phaeophyceae; Ectocarpales; Ectocarpaceae. The record is from the annotation of a GenBank genome assembly.
AUGGUGGAAUACCCUUCGAAUAUUCCCUCUCGCCUCUUCCCCUGCCCGCGAUUUGAUCAGACCUUCUCUCUAAAGGUAUCAAAGCACACCGUCGAAGGAAACACGUCCACGAUGAAGUCCGUCCCGUGUGGGUUGUCCGGCGUGGAGGUUUGUCUCGUCGAGGUCGCAUUUGAUUUUCUUCCUGGCAAAGAGCCUCUCGGGGUCGGAGUCAACAGCACCGGCCAGUCCACGGCCGUGAGACGAAGGCUGGGCAACGGUAUGUUUGGGGGGGGCAGCCGUGCCAAACACCAACAGCAACAGGCGUUCGGAUGGGGCUGGUUUGGCGGCGGGGGCGGUAGUGGUCGACGCCGCAAGCUGCAGUCCAACCCCGUGGAGGUUCUGGUGCUCUACACCAACAUGUCGUUGGUCUUGAUGGGCGUGAGCGACGUCCAGAUGGAAACCAUGGUCUCCGCCGCCAUCUCGACCGUGAACAUGGGCUUCGAGAAUUCCCACAUCGGGAUUGAGACAACCACAGUCUACCAGGGCAGGCUGCCGUACUCCCAAGAUUACACGGAUGAUUCCAGCACCAAACUCAGCGACUUGCGAGAGAACGAGGAGGUUAACGCGCUCCGCGAUGAGUACGGGGCAGACAUCGUUCUUCUUGUCGACUACCUACUGGACGCUUGCGGAAUCGCGUGA